AUGAAGACCACCACUACACUUCUGAUGGGACUUUUCUCACUACUCCCAAGUGCACUUGCCGACGCCCCCGCCUACUGUGUGCCUCUGUAUGAGGUUGAUCAGGCCAAUACCUACUACUACUACGAUGAAUCCACCGCCUGCAGCUCUGCGGGAGUGGGCACCAACUGCUGCGUCACUUUUAUCACGGGGGGCACCUGUGAGCCCGACUCGUUUACGAGCGAAGAGGUCUCCAACCUGGAAAGUGCAGUCGGGCAGCAAGUCGCCAAAGACGGCCAGUUUGAGACAAGCACCGUCGGACAUUGGCAGGCCACCUUUGCGACGCUCACCACGGCCAUUGCCAACCAAAACGUCCUCACGGAAUGGUUCCAUGGCAUCAACUCGUUCGCCGCCAAACCAGGUUCCAUGCCUUACACAGUGCAGUUUGUUCUGGACGGAGAUUAUAUGCAGGUCAACUAUCAGUGUUGA
This is a messenger RNA of Pestalotiopsis fici W106-1, 465 nucleotides long. RefSeq lists its product as uncharacterized. Bases 1 to 465 code for a protein of 154 amino acids. NCBI's taxonomy places the organism in Eukaryota, Fungi, Ascomycota, Sordariomycetes, Amphisphaeriales, Sporocadaceae. The transcript has a single exon. The record is from RefSeq and is a predicted model, not a curated record.